GGAGCCUCUAAUUGUAGUUAUGUUAAAACUGUGUCAUACACAUUCCAUCAAUGGCCACACAAGGACAUGUCUUCAAACCGAUGGUUGACAACAAAGCUCCUAGGACAUAUCUGCAUUCCCAUCUAAACCUGAAAAAGAUUCAAAUGGAGCAGGAGCGUUUGAUGGAGAUAGAGCGAGACAACCGCCUUCUGGUGUCCAGAGUUGCUCGUACGAUGGCCAGAGGAGGCCUGGACAACUGGAACGAUUACCACCCCAAACCCAGCGUGAAUGCAGAUCUCAGGAACAGAGAGCUGGUGAAGAUUUCUCUGGAGAACCAGGCACUUCUUAAGAAGAUCAAUAUGACCAAGUCAGUGUAUGAUCACAAGACGUGGCUGAGUGACUUCAAAGUGACGAGAGGAUAUGUGACUCGGCUCUUAAAAUACCCAGAAAAUCUAAAUGCAACAAAAAAGGUCCGUCCCUUAAACCUGAUUAACUGACUACUCUGAUGGUGCUGUUAUUUUGACAGCUCAGUAUAAAAG
Molecule: messenger RNA, 518 nt
Organism: Chanos chanos (milkfish)
Lineage: Eukaryota; Metazoa; Chordata; Actinopteri; Gonorynchiformes; Chanidae
Exons: 6
Coding region: 51-476 (141 amino acids)
Source: RefSeq, a predicted model, not a curated record